AUGCAGAAAAUUUUCUUUGCCCGCCCGCCCAUCCCAGUGGGUGUGGCCGAUCCGUGCCUGACGGAUCCCGCCUGUGGAUCUUCUUCUGCCAAGAUUGCGUACAAGAAUGGAGAUGUCUUUUCUUUCUUGAAGAGAAAGCACACUAUUUUGGAGUCUGGGAUUUUAGUGGAAACUUCGAGCAGCUACAUACGACACAUGGCCGAAGCACUUGAUGUCAAGCAUGGAUCGAAGUACAACACACCAUAUUUCCCGGAGCUAAUUCGCGAAGAUGUUUCCGGUCCUCUUGAUCCCGUUCGAGCAGGAAAGUUCAGGAGUGCACUGGGAAUUGCGCUCUAUUUGUCAAGUGAUCGUAUUGACAUCUGCUACUCUGUCCGAUUGUUGGCAGGAUUCAUGGCGAAUCCCAGUGAACAGGCAUGGAAGGGAUUGAUUCGACUGACGAAGUAUUUGCUGAACACGGCUGAGUAUGGCACACUUCUUUCAGCCAAGCUUCCUGGGUCUUCAGUCUUUCGCGAGGCGAGCCAUGAUGAUAUGAACCAUCGAAUGGAUAUCUACAGCGACUCUGACUGGAGUGGACACCGGGUUACAAGAAAGUCUUUUGGAUCCGCUUCGUAUGCGCUGAAUGGAUGUGUGUUCCAUCACAUUUGCAGGUCACACCGUACAGUGAGUCUUUCGUCUGCUGAAGCUGAAUGGUAUGCUGCAAUAAGUGCUGCUUGCGAAGGAAUCUUUCUGAGGGCGAUUUUCGUCUUCAUGGUAGCCGCUGCAGAAUGCUCCUUGGAUCUUAAGAUUGACAACUCAGCAGCGAGACAGUUGGCAUUGCGUCAGGGUGUGGGAAACAAAACUCGACACGUUGCAGGGCGUCUGCUGUGGCUUCAGCAAUCAGUGCGUGAGAAAGUCUUGGAUGUUGGAGCAAUUGCAAGUGCUUACAACCUUGGCGACUUGUCAACAAAGAUGCAUAGUGCUAACAGACUCCGAGCUUUGCUAUUCUUGCAUGGGUUUGUCGAUGCUUUGACAGGCGCAGCUGUGGGUGAAGAUGAUUUCGCUCGAAUGGCCUUGCAGGAACAAGCAAAGUUGCAAGUCAAGAGAGUGCGUGUUGAAUACGCUCGGCAACAUGGUGUGACUGGUUCCUUGAAGGGUGAAGCCGGCAAGCUCACAAAGCAGGUAGCGCUUCUUACUCUUCUUUGUUUGCCUACAACAUCAGAAGCGGCAGAGGCGGGGAUUCCGUACCAGAGUUAUGGCAUGUCGAACAUGACCUGGGCCACCGUCCUGCUAUGCUGCUGUUUGUGCAUUUACCGGGCCUUGAGCUGGGCUAGGGAUCUACAUGGCUUCGACAUGAACAGUCUUUUGGAGAUGAGCUCACAGGACUUUGCGUCAAAAGUGAUCAUGUGUGGACUGAUGCCGGAGUGUACCAUGGAGCAGUACAUGUGUUUCUUUCUGCUUGUGGUGGUGUGGACAAUGCAUCGCUACAUUCUUCGACUGGAAUGCGAGCUGAAGUCGACAUGCACUGAGCCGGUGAAUCGUGAGCCGAUGGGAGCCCGUUCGAGUGUCAAUGUGAAAGUUGUCAUACCCCAAGAGCUCUUUGUCACGCUUCAUGGUGAGUGUUUUCAUCACAAAAGCUGUGGAGUCUUGAAGACUUCCAGAAAUCCUUCAAAGAGGUUGAGCUUGUGCAGUCACUGCAAAGACAUGCUGACGAAUGCAGAGUAG
Messenger RNA from Symbiodinium natans, 1701 nucleotides. NCBI's taxonomy places the organism in Eukaryota, Dinophyceae, Suessiales, Symbiodiniaceae. The record is from the annotation of a GenBank genome assembly.